This is a messenger RNA of Symbiodinium sp. CCMP2456, 6723 nucleotides long. The record is from the annotation of a GenBank genome assembly. NCBI's taxonomy places the organism in Eukaryota, Dinophyceae, Suessiales, Symbiodiniaceae.
AUGCGUGAUUUUCCGCAAGGAAGCUUCACGCUCCCUGUGGAUUUCAGGCAAAUGGAAGGGAGGAUUUGCUCCAUCCGGGCAGCCCCCAGUCUCGACCACGGAGAGCUGGCUCUGAUGUGUCAACGGGACUGCCCGACUAAUCGUCUCCCUCGCUCUCCCUUCGGGUUGGUGGAUUGCUAUGACCAUCCACUGCAAACCGUUCGUGCCGUUGUCGACCAACCUGACUAUGGUCGAGGGGUUCCUGCGGGUGACUUGAUUGAGCCACAAGAUGAAGUUGGAGAGCCCGAUGCUGCACAGAUUGAGACUCCUGGCCAAGGAGCUGACCAUGACCUAGACGAGGUCGGUCUGUUUCAGAACUUGCGUCUUACCAGCUGGCAGGUCGGUACCUUGUCGGAACCUACAGCUGAGAAACAAGCUCCGCCAGCCCUUUGUCUGAUCCCAGAUCCAUGCCCACCCAUUGCAAAGAGGCCACCGCUUCACCCAGACAAUGAACAUCCCAGUCGACCUCGAUCCAGUGUACCUGGAGAGGAUUGUAUCGUGCCUACCUUCGCACAGAAACUUAAGUCUGAGCCGCUGCUGGUGGAACCUCCAGCCUACCGGGACUGGAAGUUUUUCGACAGGACGGUUGGAGAGAUGCCCAUCCCUUGGGACUUGAGGGGACUGGACCUUCAGAUUCGUACGGUCAGACACAAGCCGGCGCAAUUUGUGAGCGACGCCCUCAUAGAACUGCAGACCUUGCUCCCGGCAGGUACCGAUCUGGAUGGCCUUUGGCGUUCUGCAGCAUUACACAUUGCUGAUGCCCUGGGACCUCUCCCUGAGCGUCUCCCAGAUGACCUUCAUGACGUGCAGGCCUUUCGGGCCUUCCGUGUUGUGUCCGAAGUACUGCAAGUGCGCGAGCUCCGAGCACCAGUCUUCUUUGGAGGAUCGGGUGCUUUCGAGACCACAACAGUCACAACCACUGGCGUGCACGCCUUCGGCACAGCUACAUGCCCGCCCGUCCUUAGGCUAGUUGUGUUCAGGGGUGAUCUCUCGGUGAGCAUUGAUCUGACGUCCCCGUACACUGCCUUCGAUGAGGCUAUGGCAAGGCUCCUUCAGCAUUUUCACUUGCAGAGGCCAUUCCAUGCUGGAUCUACGGUCACAUUGGCCAGGGCACUCCCUCCUCAGCUUGGGUAUCUGCAAGAAGUUGUUUUCGUCAUUAAUGAUGAGCACGGGCAGGUUCCUGUGGUCUGGGAUGCUAGGGGCAUAGGGGGUGCCAUGGUUGUUCACUAUGUCCCUUGGAUCACUGUUUGUGAAUUUGUGAUGCCGCAGACCUGGCGCUCGCAGCGCUGGACUUCAGCAGUCAAUGGAUCACCGGUGCACCUCGUGCCACGAACAGUCGCGCCCGGUGAUUUCAUACAACCACACUGGGGUGACAGGCCCCCACAAGCAGUGCCCCAAAGCCUUGUUCUGGAUCUGGCACGGGUCUUGCGUGGUAUUCCCUCUACGGCUGAUAACAUCCUUUACCCACGCAUUGGCCUUCGUCAUGGUGAUGUUCUCGAUCCGGCAAGAUUCGAGUUCCCACCCAUCCCCAACUCAAGUGAAAUCGAGGCCGAGGCGGACACUCAGCCCAUGCCGAUGCCCAAUGAGCCGACUAUCGCCGAGGCUGCCGGCCGGAGCGAACCAAGGUCACCAGAUGAAGAAGCCACAAUCAGCCAGCACCAUGAUCCGGUAGCUAUGCUUCAGUUGCAAAGCAGGCUGUUCUCUAGGAUGGCGCAGAAUCAGCAGGAAAGUACUUUCCCAACUCAGCGCGAGGUACACACCGUCGAUGGACAGGGAAAGAAGGCGCCCCAUGGCGUCAUUGUGCCCACCCCUUUUGGUAGGCGCUCUCUACCGGAGACUACUCCGGUCUCACGUCCCAAGACGCUCAUCCUUGAGGACCUGAUAGGACCUAUCUCAGCGCCAAUUGAAGCGGCCCUCCACUUCCCUACGACCAGUGAGAUGCCUGAGUUGCUCUUUGAGCCCUUUGGACUGCAUGCAUUCUGCUUGACCAUUCCCAAGCAAGUGCGUCUGCACAGGGCGGCGCAGCGACUCCUUGACAACCUCACAACGUGGGACCAAACCAGCCGCUUCGAUGCCGCCAUGUUUUUCAUUGAUGGUUCGUAUAAGGACGAACAGGCCUCUUGGGCUAUUGCUGGAUUUGUCCUUGUUUCAGGAGUCUGGCAGUGGGCAGGUUAUCUAGGGGCCGUCCUGGAUCCCAAAUUUGAAGCACGCUCCUCCUACGAGCCGGAGCUAAUGGCUCAAUUGGCUGCACAUUGCGCUGCAGCCCAAUGCCAGGCACCGGUUGCCAUCUAUUACGAUUCCACUGCAGCGGCCCAGGUUGCAGGAGGUUCACAGGCGCUUGGAGGCAAUAACGCGAUUGCGGACGCUCUCGUAGCAGCGGCAGCCUACUUGCGGACCGCACAUAAAUCCCCCUUGUUGCAGCACACUCCGUCACAUCAAGGCAAUCCUGCAAACGAACUUGCAGAUUCGCUGGCCCAAGCGUUUCUUACGGCAGCCAAACCUGAGGUGCAUGAUGUGUUUGAGCCACUUCGGGACUCGAUACUGGCAAGAGACUUAGCGUGGUUGUGGGUUCGAGCGCCGCGCUGUGGGACUGUGCCUCCUGUGGACCAGUGGGGUGAUUCUUUUCCUGCUAGGCGUGUUUUACCGGGCCGGGUCAUCCCCAAGCCAGCCGAGUUUGCACCACCCUUGGCAGCCUCCCCACAGAACACCCUUUGUUGUGAGCUUCGGCUUGUUUCUUACAAUGUCCUCUCAGCAAAGGCUGCUCUGCAACGACAGUGCUUGCAAACUGCUUUCAGGCAAGGUCACUUUUCGGCCUUGGCAUUGCAGGAAACCAAAUACGCGGCCGAACCGGCGCAGGUUGUUGAUGGUGUGCUUCGCCUAUCUGGGCCUUGCCAGCACGGCGAGGAAGGUGUUGCCCUAUGGUUCAACGUGGCUAGUGAAGGGGUUCCUUGGAACCGGGCUCACAUUGCCACUACCUUCGCACACGCCAGACUCCUAACUGCGCUAGUUAGCCUUCCGGGCCUCAAGCUUAUGUUCUUCUCUGGUCACGCCAGGCCUUCCACGGCCACAGCCGACCAAAUUGACGAGUUUUGGGAUCUAGUCAGGCAAAGGCUUAGAGCGCUACCCCCUGAUACUGCGCCCGUGCUGCUAGUCGAUGCCAACGCCAGGUUCAGUGAGGAAGCGGGUUGCCUCCGGCCGCUCAAUCGCAAUGCCCGCCAUUGGCAGCAAAUUCUGACCGAUUACGGUCUCAGCCAUACGGGGAUACGUGCCUCUGAUGGGGCCCUGCUCCGUACGUGGACCUCACCUUGCGGCCAAGGUGCAUGCCUCGAUUUCAUUGGCUUCCCGUCCACCUGGACCCAGGCACUUCGGCAUGUUGGCACAGUUGAGCUGGUUGACGAGUUCACCGGCAUCGACCAUGACCCUUUGAUGGCCUGCUUCCAGCUCCAGUUCACAGCGCAGCCUCAGAGGAAGGGGCCCUAUGAUCUUGAGGCCAUGCACACAGGCGAUGGACGUGCCACGGUCAGGAAAAUACUCGAAAGGGCACCGCAAAUUACUUGGCCAGUUGGUGUUGAUGAGCACGUGUUCCAACUGAACACCUAUUUCCAGGAGCAAUUGCAGCUGCACUUUGCCUGCCCAAGAGCACGCCCCAGGCACCCAGCUCUCUCUGCUACAACCUGGUCCCUGCUUCGGGCAAAGCGGGGGCUCAGGCGGGCUUUCAGACGCAAACGUCACCUGGAUGAGAAGCGUCUUGUCUUUGUUAUUUUGUCGGCAUGGAAAGCUCAGACCAGUGGCGGAGAUGGGCCCCCUUUACAACGCGCCAUCGAGCAGAUCAAAGCAGCUGACAUAGCAGCUGCCAGUUACGGCAAGGCUAUGCGUGCGCUUCAGGCCCGCAUCCGUGCCUCCUUCCGUGCCGAUACUGCCAAUUUCACAAGGUGCAUGUGGAAGGAAGCAAGAGCGGGUGGACCCGCAGAGAUUGCCAAGCUCCUUCGAUCAGUGCUUAAGGCAGGAAGGAGCUACAAGCCCCAACGAACAGCGGUGGCCCUUAGUGUUGGGAAUGAGACAGUGACGGGCCCAAAUGAGGUUGCAGAGGUCUUUGGCAGGACUUUUGCUGUGGCUGAACAGGCCCAUGCCGCGAGCUUCGUCUCCUUGCAAUGUAGGGAGCCGACUGCGCAGGGUAGCAGCAAGCGCUGGUUGGUGGAACAGAUGCCGUCUGUGGUUCAACUUGCAGCGUCCUUUGCUUCCCUCAAGCCAAGAAGGGCUGCAGGCCCCUCAGGAAUUCCUGCCGAUUUCUAUGCAGCGGACCCGCUUGGUUCGGCCCUGCUCCAUGCCCCUGUUGUUCUGAAAUCCCUGACAAGGUCGCGGAUCCCGGUUCUUUGGGGAGGUUGCCUCUCCAGGCCCCUCCUGAAGCCAGGCAAAAGGCCGGAUGAUCCCGCAAGUUACAGGGCUAUAGCCCUACAGGAGCCUGCGUCUAAAGCCGCGCACAAAUCCCUCCGCCCGCACCUGUGUUCCUGCUUUGAAGGCAUUGCGUUGGAUGGUGUCGGGGGGGCAAGGCCACAUUUUGCGCUGGCCGUCCCGGCCUUGACGGUCCAGUCUGCCAUCUCUUUUGCCCAGACCCAUAAAAGGUCCAUCAGUGUGAUCUUCUUCGAUGGGGUCGCUGCUUUCUAUGCUACAGCAAGGUCCAGCCUCUUUGCGUUUGAUAAAAAUGAUCUGGAGCAGGAGCUCCUGCGAGGACCCUUUAACCAGGAAGCCGUCUCAGCCUUUCUUGCGUUCCUGCCAGAGGGUGGUGCCCUGGCGACGGCUGGCGUUAACCCAGCGACCAUUGCAACCUUGCAGGCGUCCAUGUCUCACACAUGGUAUACGACGCUCCUGGACUCCGAACAGGUCUACGAGACGUCCAAAGGCACUGUGCCAGGGGCACCACUGGCAGAUAUACUGUUCCAGUACGUCUUCCACGCUGCAGUUGCGGCCCUUAACUUUCUCCUUCGCCGCCACGGCCUUUCCCUUGGGGUUAGUUACGGGGGUUGCGAUCACACGGCCGAGCCAUGUUCAUGGCUUGAUGACCUCACUGUCAUUAUCCAAGCCGAUGAGGCAUCUACCCUCGUCGAUGCAACAACAAAGGCCGCGCAGUUGACGCAUCAGUGUAUGGGAAUGAUUGGAAUUGAGGUCAACUACGGACCCAAUAAGACGGAGGCCUUGAUGCUGUGGAAGGGCAAAGGCAGCAAGCGAGCGCGUGAUCAAGUGCUCUUGGACCACAACGGAUUGGUUCCUUUGGGCCUUUUGAGUGACUGCCCUAGGUGGUUGAGGUGCACGGAUUGCUACGCACAUCUGGGCACGGCGAGGGCCACCUCAGCCAGUGCUAGCCUAGAUGUUGAUCGGAGGGCUGGGCUUGCCCGGGCGACAUACCAGCCGCUUCGUCGGCGCUUGUUAAGGAACCCCGAGCUCUCUGUCAAAGAGCGAUGCAAUCUGCUGUUUUCGAUUGUUCUGACUUCCUUUACUUACGGUCUUGGGACGUGGCCUUUUGCUUCGGAAUCAGAGCAACGUCAAUUUGCCAGCAAAUAUAUGAUGUUUCUUCGGGGUGCCUGCCGUCCGAUUUUGGGCGUCCCCUGCAGGCGCCUCGAUAUCGAGCAGACCUGCUCGUUACUUGGUGCCCUCACACCACAGGAAGCACUCAUCGAUGCCCGUGUCCGUACCUUCACGCAAGUUGUUGAAAGAGGCUCCCCUUUCCUCCGCGCACUUGUGCUCAGCGAAGGCACUUGGCUGAAUGCUGUGCACAAAGAUAUUGGGGUCCUGGGCCAAGUCCUUCAAUCUCCGACCCUCUUGUCCCUCCAGUCUUCUCAGACUGUGGACCUUUGGGAGGCAUGGACUUUUACUUCCAAGGACACCUCCCGCUUGCUGAAGCGUUUCAAACGUCGAUGCAUCGAGUCGCGUCAAGCCCUCCGAGAUACGGCGUGGCGCAAGGCCUCGCUACAUCAAUGGCUUAGUGACAAUGGGUGCACCUUUGUCCGAACUGGUGAGGUUGGAGAUCCUGUGCGCUCAUUCCCCUGCACUGAUUGCGGUUUGUGCUUUCGUUCAGCUGCGGCGUGUGCGGCACACCGCAGUGCACUCCACCUCCACAAAUCCCCGGCAUCUUUUGGUUUUGGAACGGCGUGCCAGAUUUGCCGCAAGCAAUACUGGACGAGAGACAGGCUCAGAGAUCACCUUCGGCGCUCAUCUCGCUGCGCGAUGGUUUUCGAACACUGCGACAUCGUCGAAGACGCUCCAACCCAGAAGGAUGCCAAACGCUGCGCCCUACCGGUGGCGGAUUUGAUCGGGCCACAGCCAUGGUGGGCUACCUUGGUUCCUAGCUCAGCCAAGGAAAGCCCACCCACUCCUACCCCUCCAACGGAAGGUCAUGACAUCUUCGACAGAUUCCGGGGAUGUAUGGACUACAACCUGUUUUUGCUUCAUAGGAAGAGGGUAGUCGAGAAUGGCACUGGUGUAGAGAUGCAGCACUUUUUUGAAAGCCAGGACUCUGGCACGGCUGAAUGGCGAUUGGCCAACAGCGUAGCAGCUGCAAUCGGGAGGGAGGAGCUUGGUCUUUUCGUACAGAAUGAUCUUGCAGCCCUGAUUUGCAGCAAUUUUGUGUUGUUUGGUCCACACCGUGCAAUUUUGCUUGCCGGGAAGGAGGACCUUACUGUACUCUAG